Messenger RNA from Physcomitrium patens, 1901 nucleotides. RefSeq lists its product as uncharacterized. Lineage: Eukaryota; Viridiplantae; Streptophyta; Bryopsida; Funariales; Funariaceae. Gene Ontology annotation, molecular function: protein binding. The record is from RefSeq and is a predicted model, not a curated record.
CUUCUCAAGGCAUGUUUUUUGUCAUUGUAAAAGUGAAAAUAAAAUAUCUUGUACUGGCAAUGAAUCAUUUAUAGUCACAACACACAUGUGGUCGCAUUAAGUUAUAUCUUCAGAUUUGAACAGCACUUUUCAAACCACUAACAAACACACAGACUUUGGAUGUAUGUGGCACAUGACCCAUGCAAAGGAAUGUGCUGUUAGAAUGCCAUCCCAGAGAGAGAGAGUUGUUGAUUUUCCACAGGAGGCAGAGAGGCAGCACCUGUUGGAUGAGUUGCCAAAGGAUCCAUUGAAUGGUGUGGUAGCAAUGCAGCAGCAGCAGAGAGAGUGAAGAGGCAGGAAGGCAGUACUUCCCAACAUAUACAUAUUCGUACAGCACACAGACAGUGCAAAUUGGUGGAAGCAAAGUGGUGCAGAAUUGGGGCUGGGUUGGGUUGAAGAAGAGAUUAAAAAGGGCAUGAAAUUGAGAUAAUGGCAAAGAAAAAGAAUCUGAAGAAGGGUAGUGGUGGUGAUGGUGGUAGUGGUGGUGAUGGUGAUGGUGGUAGUGGUGGUGAUGGUGAUGGUGGUAGUGGUAGUGGUGGUGGUAGUGGUAAUAGGGGUAGUUUUGCAGAUGCAGAAUUGGGCACUGAGAUGGGGAGCUCCUGCUACUUUAAGGAGCCCAGUGCACGCCUCACUGUGGUGGAGGCCCAGGGAAUGCAGCUCCACCAGGAAGGCAACCUUCAGCAAGCCCUGCUCCUGGCCAUGCAGCAAUUGGCACUUGCCAAGCUGUGCUGUGAAGACCGGGAGCUUGCGCUGGCCAAGGCCCGUCUCCACCUCAGCAAUGUCUAUUAUGACAUGGGUCUUGGAGAUCAAGCACAUUUCCAUGCACACAAGGCAAUAGAAAACAUGGACCUUAUUAAAAUAGGUGAAGAUAUGAACAAUGAGAUGACAAUCUCCAUCCUUGUAGCAGAUGCCAAGGCCAUGAUCCUCCGUGGUGAUCCUAAUUGUGUGAAUUAUCUACAAAGAGCUUUGGUGAUGAACCAUAAACUUCAUGGGGUUAAUCAUGAUUCAAACUUUCAAAUUCAUGAGGGAUUUGGUGACUUCUAUGUGAAUCUUGGAGAUAGUAGGAUGUUAUAUGAAGAAACCCAACUAAAAAACAAGAAAGACAAAGACAAGAUCAAUAAGACUGAUGAUUAUAGCAAAGCUCUAGAUGAGUAUGCUACGGCUUAUGAAAAAAUAGCAGGUAAUGGUAAAAAAUCAAUUGCAUUUCAAGAAGGUGGAUCUAAGGAUGCAAGGCUGGGAAACAUGUUUGGAAAAGUAGCUGAGCUUCUUAGCAAGCAAGGUAAAGAAGAGGACGCAGCUGUUGUAUAUGAAAAAGCAAUAGCUUGCUUGAAGAAUGCAUCUCCAACAAACAACUACAAACUAGCACAAAUGUACUACAAAUUAGGAGUUACUUAUCACAAACAUAAGAAAUAUGUCCGUUCAAUGGCAUCCUUACAAGCAUCCAUUGAAUGGUGUAAAGAAGGCAACAAAGACCAUGAGCUUCUUUUGUUAUUGGUAAAAAAACAACAAGCAAUUUCUUUGUAUGACAACAAUGAGGUUAACAGUGCCAAAGCUAAAUUUGAAGAACUCUUGGAACUCGAAAGGAAAGAAUAUGGAGGAAGUAGUGUUAUUAUUGCUGAGACUUUGAAAUACUUGGGUGAUGUACAUGUGGCAUUGAAAGAUAAGACACAAGCAGCAAAGCAUUACAGUCGUGCAUUGCAUAUCUUGAGGAAACAACUGGGACCAAUUGACAAAACUGUAAAACAGUUUGAACAAUACAUCAAACAACUCAAUCUAUAACAUGAAAAGCAUUAAAAAGAAUGCAAAACCUUGAAUGAGUUUUGAAAAGAUUUAAGUUCUUUCUAUUUAAUCCUUUUCUUCAA